Messenger RNA from Alternaria burnsii, 1392 nucleotides. RefSeq lists its product as uncharacterized. The record is from RefSeq and is a predicted model, not a curated record. The transcript has a single exon. Bases 1 to 1392 code for a protein of 463 amino acids. NCBI's taxonomy places the organism in Eukaryota, Fungi, Ascomycota, Dothideomycetes, Pleosporales, Pleosporaceae.
AUGGGUAUCUUUCGCCGGUCCAUGAGCUCUAGCUCUGCACAGUCGUCGCGUCCAUCGACCAUCGACUCAUCUGCGUCCGAAACCGCAAGUUCAAGAACGAGCAUGGAAUCUACUUUCGAGGAGCACGACGUAGCAGAUUCCAUGGCCACAAUCAAGCAGCUGCCAACACCGGCGCGGAAGACUCCGAUCCUCAGUCUCCCACUCGAACUCAUUCAGCAAGUCAAUACCUACCUCGACACUUCCUCGGCAGCAGCCUUCUGCCUUUCAAGUCGGUACGUGUACUACGCUCUCGGCACUGAAGUCCUUUCUCGCCAUGUCGAGGGAAGCAAGAACCGCUUCGAGAAGAGAAAGACCAUCGAGGCAGUAGUAGAGCGCGCCUUUCCCGGCCAUUGGUUUUGCGCUUGGUGUGAUAGAUUCCAUGCCUGGAGUGCUGAAGACGGACCGAAGAGCCAGCAUUCAGGGGGUAAAAGAGACUGUGCAGACUUCAAUAGCUACUUGGACGCUGGGAACGGAUACAAACUCCGAUAUCACCAUGUCCGACUUGCCGUCAAUCGCGCAUCGUGGGGAGAUGAGCACGGUAUUCCCCUUUCCGCGUUCACUUACGAGAAGAAAGAAAUGGCGCGAAUCUCUAGAACGCCGGUUCCCACUAAACUCAGUCUCUCAGCCAGGAUCGUUCAAGGCCAUGUUCUCUUACACAGCUCCUACGCAAUCAUUCUGCCCGCUUUCACAACGAGAAAUCGCAACCUCUUAAAGUCGCUCUGGCCUCUCCUCCCACAUAUCGUCACAGGCCACCGCGAUACACCAAAUGGCCAUACCGGUCUCAUGGCCGCCAUCGACAAUGUGAUCCGCCGAGGCUGGAAGUACCAGUUUACGCAGAACUGCUCGACCUGUGCGACGGAUUGGAGUGUGACUACCCAAGACUUCUCACAUGCUACUGGUGGGCAGGUCAGACUAGUGGUGCAGAGUUGGCGAGACUUGGGCACGGGUAGAACUCCAUUCGAGACGGGAUGGAGGUCGCACGGGAUAGGGAGCGGUGAUGAUAGCGGGGCUAACACUUGUCUCGUGAGACUUACCAGCCUACCUGCGGGAUCCGUCAGACACGCGUUCGAGGCUGCGUGCAUAGACUAUGUAACAGACAAGGCUGACGUCGCUGAUGUGGCUGCGAAGAACAUAUCCAAGUCGCGUAUUUAUCGGUCGUUCAUGAAGAGGACCAUGUCUGAAGAAGACGAUAGUGCAAUUAGACGGUCCAGUGCAAGACCGCGCUAUUGGCGUACGCGAGAAGAGAACGAAGAGGUGGCGCGGAAGUACGAGGAGGAUAGACGAGAUGUGGCGAGGCAUGUUGCUGAAGAGUUGGUCCGCCUCGACGCUCAGCGUGGGAGAGGAUUGGUUUAG